CCCUGUGUGUGUAGAUUGACGGCAGCCCGACACUCCUCCCUGCUCAGUCGACAGCAGCGGAUCCUCCUCCUCAGUCUCCCCCGCGUCCUCCGCCUCACACACGGCGUCUCUGUCCGCUCGACCCCCGGUUCCCGUGCGUGGGACUCAACGCGUGUCGUUCUGGGGGGAUAUUCCUCCAUUCCUCCAUUUUCCUGCCUCUCUGUCGGAGCUUGAGGAGCCAGCACCGAGCGCAGCCCGUGUCUCAGCCUGCACCGGUGGGCGGAUAAAAAGCGGAGGAGGGCAUCCGGAGCAGGGCCCGGCAGCUCCGCGGAGUCGCCGUGAAACCCACGGAAUUCACCAUUUUCAGGCUGCACACUGCCCCGCUAUGGAGAAGAUGAAGAGGAUCAAGAAGCGCUUGUCGUUAACGCUCCGCUCCAGUCACACCAUUGACGAGUCCCUUUCUGAACUGGCCGAGCAGAUGACCAUUGAGGACAGUGGCACCAAGGACAAUGAGCCCUUCAUGAGGAACGGCCGCCCCCCCACCUCCCACAGCAUGCACUCCUUCCUGCACCAGUACACCGGCUCCUUCAAGAAGCCCCCGCUCCGCCGGCCACACAGCGUCAUCGGUGGCACCCUGGGAUCCUUCAUGGCUAUUCCACGCAACGGCAGUCGUCUGGAUAUUGUACAUGAGAACUUGAAGAUGGGAUCAGACGGGGAGAGCGACCAGGCGUCUGGAACGUCGUCAGAUGAGGUUCAGUCUCCGACCGGCGUCUGUCUGAGAAACCGAGUCCACCGGCGGAUUUCCAUGGAGGACCUCAACAAGCGUCUGUCGCUGCCAGCUGACAUCCGAAUUCCCGACGGUUACCUGGAGAAGCUGCAGCUCAGCAGUCCGCCCUUCGACCAGCCGCUCAGCCGACGCUCCCGCCGGGCUUCUCUGUCGGAGAUUGGUUUUGGGAAGUUGGAGACGUACAUAAAGCUGGACAAGCUGGGAGAGGGAACCUACGCCACAGUAUUCAAAGGACGCAGUAAGCUUACGGACAACCUGGUGGCGCUGAAGGAGAUCAGGUUGGAGCACGAGGAGGGAGCACCAUGCACUGCCAUCAGAGAAGUUUCAUUACUGAAGGACCUCAAACACGCCAACAUCGUGACGCUACACGACAUCGUUCACACUGACAAGAGCCUCACGCUCGUCUUCGAGUACCUGGAUAAGGAUCUGAAACAGUACAUGGAUGACUGUGGAAACAUAAUGAGCAUGCACAAUGUGAAGAUCUUCCUGUUUCAGAUAUUGCGAGGGCUGUCAUACUGUCACAAGAGGAAAGUUCUCCACAGGGACCUGAAGCCUCAGAACCUCCUCAUCAAUGAAAAAGGAGAACUCAAACUGGCUGAUUUUGGUCUGGCGAGGGCCAAGUCUGUCCCAACUAAAACCUACUCCAACGAGGUGGUGACUCUUUGGUAUCGGCCUCCUGACGUUCUGCUGGGAUCCUCUGAGUACUCAACACAGAUCGACAUGUGGGGCGUUGGUUGUAUAUUUUAUGAGAUGGCUGCAGGUCGGCCGCUGUUCCCCGGCUCCACAGUGGAGGACGAGCUCCACCUCAUCUUCAGGUUACUGGGAGCGCCCACAGAGGAGAAAUGGCCGGGAAUCUCCUCCAUCGAAGAGUUCAAAUCCUACAACUUCCCCAAAUAUAAACCACAGCCGUUAAUCAACCACGCUCCCAGGCUGGACAGCGAAGGCAUCGAGCUGCUGCUGUCUUUCCUCAGAUACGAAUCCAAGAAGAGGAUUUCAGCAGAGGAAGCAAUGAAACAUUCCCACUUCAGGCAGCUCGGGAUGAGAGUCCACACUCUGCCUGAGAGUGUAUCAAUAUUCACAUUAAAAGAAGUACAGCUGCAGAAAGACCCCGGCUACAGGAACUCCUCGUAUCCAGAGUCAGGUAACGGCAAGAUCAACAGGAGGCAGAGCAUGCUCUUCUAAUGUUCAGUGACGGUCGACUGCCCACCCUCAUCAUCACUUCCCAACAAAAUCUCGCAUGAGCCCACCUCCUUUCAGAGUGACACCCCUCCAACUACCUGCACACACACACACACACACAUACACACACACACACCCCUCUGAGCGAGUGACUCUGGGUUGAACCUGUUUGGAAACUGUGUUUAUUUAUUGGGGGGAACGGGGUGAGGUUGAAUUUAUUUGCUGCUAAACAACUACUGUCUGUAUUUAACACACUGUUUGUGUGCCUGUGCAUGUGUGUGGGUGUGUGUGUGUGUGUGUGUGUGCGUACAUGAUGUGAACUCGAGAUGCCGUGCACAGUUCAGCAGUCAGUAAGGUUACUAUUUCUUUGUCUUCUGACUGCGAUUCUCUGGCUUCGUUUGAGUUAAAAUUCCACGGAUGUUGAUGUUGACGCUGUGAUCCCAAGUUGUUGUUCUUGUUGUCGUGCUCGGAGACCGAACGCUUCAGUUUCUCCAGAUUUUUUUGUUUUUAUAAAUAUGUAUAUCUAUAUAAAUAUAUAUAUUUGGAGUUUAUGUUUUGUUUUCCUUCGAGCUUCCUUGACUAAACUCUACAGCAUUUCCAGGUUUAGAAAGCCGGGGACAGCAAAAUGGUCUUGGUUGGUAAAAAUGAUUCCUCUGGAUUCCUUUUCAUCAGUCGUCCAUAACAUUUCAGACGGACUCUUCUUUGAGAGGUUACACUGAGGGUCAAAAAGCAGGUCUGUGAUCGGACUGUGUUAACUGAGGGUUAAGAAGCACACAGAGCCCAGUGAAGCUGGGAGAACCCUAAACCAACUUAUGGUUCUUUUCAGCCAAUCUGGCUCAGCAACAGGACCGAACCUGAAGAACAGGGGAAGGCAAACAGUUGGGAAGAUGAGCAGAAAGCACAGAUUAUAGAGGAGGAAUACUGGAGCCGAACAGGAAGCCACGUGAUAUCCCACAGGAAGCCAACAAGCCUUUUCGUAAGACCCCUCACAAAACUGCCAGGACUUCUGCGUUUUUUUUCCCGUUUUUUUUCUUUUAAUGCAAGCUACACCUUCCCGCUCUGUGUGCAUUUGCAGAUCUCACCGCAGACUCUUUGUUUUUAACUUGCACUUCAGUGUGGUGUUAUGGAAUCAGGGACCCGGGCCUCGACACGGCCGAGUUUACCCAACAGUAUUAAGAUGUGUACUCUGUAUCUGUGAACUUUGACCUCUCCUUGUGAAACAACAGUGUCAUUGUGGCAUGUUUUGGGAGGGGGCGGGGUUGGCGGGGUGGGAUAGCGGGGACCAGUAUAGUGUGUUUUAAAGCAAAAUGGUUGUUUUCCACUUCGGACCACUGCUCUCUCCAGCUUUUCUACACAAGACGAAAAAAGAAAAGAUUUCAAAUUGAAAUGUCCGAUUUAACUGCCCGCUGUGUUGUUUGCAACUGACAGUGAUGCUACAGAUGCAGCAUGUUGAUAGGUCUCACUUUUGACAGCUUUUUGCUGUUACUGCAGCUUAUUGUCUGUCGAGAUUUGAAUGCGCAACAACACUAGAGUUCUCUGAUCGGUGGAACAAAUUCGAAGCGUGCAGGGAGCACCAGUAGUGCUCGAUCAGUAACAGAUUAAUGUAAUAAACAUUAACGUAAACACAGUUUGCAGCUGAUGGUGUAAUAAUCCUGUAAACACACUGUACUGCCUGUCAUUCCUGUAGUUUGUCCUUUCAACUUGUUUAAAUGUUUAAUGAUUUGAUCAAUUAAAGCUCAGCACAAACGGUUACAGCCGAUAGAGAUGAAGAUAUCGUACAUGGUUACAGUUAUUGUGUUCAUACUAAAACACGCUGUAUUACAUUGACUCACAGACCUAUGUUUUUCCCUUAUAUUACAUGAUAAUGCAUUUUUGGAUGCUUCACUUAAAGACCUGUUAUCAAGGAUAAGGAUGAAAGUUGAUUCCAAUAUUAGCUGCAAACUGUGUUUCUGCUAAUGGAGCAUUUUGUAUAUGAACAGCAGUAACAUGCAUGAAAGGAGAUUUCUACAAUGGCAAAUUAUUUAUCAUUGUAAAACUGUACUUUUUUCAAACGUAUGAAUGACCUGACUUCAUGUGAACAUGUCUGAAUGCGUGUGUGUGUGUGUGUACGUGUGCCUGAUGCAUGGAAGGCCUGCUGUGUUGUGAAUACGACCUCUCUGAAACACUGAGCUGCCGGUGAACAGUUGGUGUGUGACUUUUUACUGGAACUAUUUAUUUCUCAUAACCAUCGAAAGUAAAUUUAAUCUGUUUCAUAAACAGUCUGUGCAGCCGUC
Molecule: messenger RNA, 4218 nt
Organism: Paralichthys olivaceus (Japanese flounder)
Lineage: Eukaryota; Metazoa; Chordata; Actinopteri; Pleuronectiformes; Paralichthyidae
Gene: cdk17
Product: cyclin dependent kinase 17
Biological process (GO): protein phosphorylation
Cellular component (GO): nucleus; cytoplasm
Molecular function (GO): cyclin-dependent protein serine/threonine kinase activity; ATP binding
Source: RefSeq, a predicted model, not a curated record